Molecule: messenger RNA, 2565 nt
Organism: Cladocopium goreaui
Lineage: Eukaryota; Dinophyceae; Suessiales; Symbiodiniaceae
Source: the annotation of a GenBank genome assembly
AUGGCAGAUGGUGGGAGGGACGAGUUAUGUUACGUUGCUCUGGGCAGCAAUGUUGGUGACAGGUUGCGGCACCUGAGCCGCUCCAUCAAGUCUUUGGUGCACUUGGAAGGCGUUGAGCUGCUGAGAACGUCGAGCCUAUACUCCACGAAAGCGCAGUAUGUGAGCGACCAGCCGGCGUUUCUCAAUGCAGUAGUCAUGCUGAGACUGAGUCCUGGGAGGUUGGCGGAUCUGCAAGGACUUCUGUCCGACUUCAAGAGGAUCGAGGAUGACCUCGGAAGGAGGCCGGGCGUGCGUCGCGGUCCAAGGGUCAUCGACCUGGACAUGGUGGCAGUGGGCCAGCGAGUGUUGAACAUCACCGAGGGGCAGUACCCAUUGCAGGUCCCACACCUCCUGAUGCACGAGCGGGAUUUCGUGCUGGUGCCCAUGGCCGAGCUCGACCCCAAGUGGUGUCAUCCGACUUUAUCCGGAGCCCCCAGCCUCGCGGAUUUGGUCGAGCGCCUGAAAUCGGGCGCGGCCAAUGGACCCGCGGGAGCCAGCUUGGACUUGUGGCCCGUGCAGGUGCUGCCGGCUGCCGGUGGUCUGAUGGGUCGAAAGGAGGGAGCACUUUGGAGGCGCGGUGAACAGACACUGAUCAUGGGCAUUCUGAACAUCACCCCGGAUUCAUUCAGCGACGGAGGCGAUCGUUUUGAGACAACAGCAGCGGUUCAAGCCGCCAAGGAGAUGAUCUCUGAUGGAGCGCACAUCCUCGACAUCGGGGGAGAAUCCACUCGACCAGGUGCUGCAGAAGUAGCUGUGGAGGAGGAGGUGACGAGGGUGGUGCGUGUGAUCAAAGGUAUUCGGGAGGCUGGUGUGGAUGCCACAAUCAGCAUCGAUACACGCAAGGCAGCCGUCGCCAAAGCUGCGAUUGAAGCGGGGGCUGAUUGGAUCAACGAUGUGUCUGGUGGAGACUUCGAUAGCGCGAUGUUUGACGUGGCAAAGGAGUUCCUGGCACCUAUCAUCCUGAUGCACAUGAAAGGAACGCCUCAAACUAUGAAUUCCUUGGCAGUCUACACUUCCGUCGUGGAUGAGGUGGGCGAUCACCUACUUCGACAACGGCGAAAAGCGGAAGCCGCGGGCGUUCCGAGUUGGAAUAUCAUGCUGGAUCCGGGCAUUGGCUUCGCGAAAGACUUGGAGCAGAACCUCACUCUGCUGCGGCACUGUGGCGAAUUAGUUUCAAGAACGCAGCCUUCUCCCAUGCUGAUUGGUGCCUCGCGCAAGCGAUUCAUUGGGAGCAUUUUGGGGGAGCCCGACUUCAAAAAACGAACCUUUGGCAAUGCUGCCGCCACGGCCAUUGCCAUUGCAGCUGGUGCUGACAUGGUGCGUGUGCACGAGGUGAAAGAAAUGGCGCAGACGGCCAAGGUCUGUGACCGGAUCUACAAAGUGCCCGAUCACUGGCCCUGGCAGACCUGGAGCGUUGCCGUUCUGGUCGCCCUCAUCUGCGGUGGCGGCCAGCUCUGCUGCUGUCUCCACUGCAUCCGCGCGGGCUUUCAGCGUGGCGAUUUCCAAGCCACGAGCCUCGGGCAAUUCUACGCACCCUUGAAGCAGGACGAGUUGGCCCUGCAUGCCUUCAAACCCGACCACGAGAAGAUAGGCCAUAUCCUGCGUAGAGAGAUGCGCUUCAUGCUGCUGUUUCCCAUCAUCCCGUUGCUGGCCAUUCACUGGACCAGCUGCAGGAAGGGCAUGCCCUGGUGGGGCUAUUUGUUGUAUCUUCCUUUGUUGCUGCGAGCGAAAUGGAUCGAAGCGCAGAUCUUGUUGGCCCUCAAUGAGGAUCUGAAAUCUAUCUUUCUGAGUCCAGGCUUCUGGUUGGGCAUGCUGGAACAUGCGGAUUGGUUCACGGAUGGCGCCCUGCCAGUGCAAGCGUACCUCUGUGAUUUGGAGAUCCCGGUCACUGAGCACUUCGCCUUUUCAUUCGAGAUGAGUUGGGCUUGGCCUCUGGCGCCCAUUGUGCGCACCCUGCACUUCUGGGGUUUGCUGUCCCUGGUGCUGUCCUUCAGCGCCCUGGCGCAGCAGCUCUUGGGUGCUGUGGACAGCGGCGAGAAGCGCCUGGAUCUGGCGGCGGAUGUUCCGGGCUUUGGAGCGGUGGCGAAUUGGUACGAGGAACAGGACCACGAUUGGAACAAAGCUGCGGAGGAUGGAGGAUGCCUGAGUGAACGUGCCUUGUUAACCUCCAUCUCCAAGGUCUUCUUGGAAAACGUGGUGCAACUCUGGCUGCAGGCGUCCUUUUUCGGCCUCAUCUUCGAUCGCUUGCACCAUGUUGGCAAGGUGAAGCUGUUGAUCUCCAUGGCUUUGGGCCUCAUCAGUUGCCUGGCGAAGAUCCUUCCGAUGGCCGUGGGUCUCCUGUGCGCCCUGCGCGCUGGGUCCAUCGGCUGGGCACAGGGCAUGGCCAUUCUGCUGGGCCAGAUGAUUGCAAUUUGUUGUAUCGCCUGGACCGCGAUGAAACUCUACAAGUCCUUCCAUUGCGAGACGCACAUCUGGAAUCUCACCACGGGAUGCGUCCCAAAGGAAAUCAUCGAAGGAAUCAGUUGA